Messenger RNA from Ipomoea triloba (trilobed morning glory), 873 nucleotides. RefSeq lists its product as uncharacterized. Lineage: Eukaryota; Viridiplantae; Streptophyta; Magnoliopsida; Solanales; Convolvulaceae. The transcript has a single exon. Bases 1 to 873 code for a protein of 290 amino acids. The record is from RefSeq and is a predicted model, not a curated record.
AUGGAUAAAAGUUGGAUGCAUGCUUCUCGGAUUAGUAGGGAAUAUGAUGACAGAGUUAAAGAAUUUUUGGACUUUGCAAAACGCCGUCUUCCGAAUAAUAAUGGGAGGUUUUUUUGUCCUUGUAAGAAGUGUUGCAAUUUAACAAAAUUAAGUGCAAAUGACAUAUAUGAUCAUCUAAUUUGUGAUGGAAUUAAUCUAAGUUAUACAAAAUGGAUAUGGCAUGGUGAAGGGGGGGAAAGAACUAGUACAUCUAACACUUUUGUUGAGAACGAAGCAAAUAAAGAUGAUGAGUCUGAAGAUCGGUUAGAUGAAAUGUUUCGCGAUGUUGGAGAAGAGUUCACCGAUCGAUCAAAUGAGUUAGAUGAAUUAUUAAGUGAUUCAAAACAACCUUUAUGGCCAAGGUGUAGUAAAUAUACUCGGUUAUCUGCUGUUCUGAAAUUAUUCAAUUUAAAAGUUGGAAAUGGAUGGAGCGACAAGAGUUUUACAGCUUUACUUGGGUUAUUAAAAGAUAUGCUUCCAGAAGAUAAUGAACUUCCAAAGAAUACAUAUGAUGCCAAGAAAAUUAUGUGUCCCAUGGGUAUGGAGUAUGAAAAGAUACAUGCUUGUCCUAACGAUUGCAUAUUGUUUAGGAAUGAUUACAAAGAAUUGCAUGCAUGUCCAAUCUGUGGGGCAUCUCGGUACAAACCAAGAGAGCAUGUUGUUGGUACGGCAAGUUUAAAAGGGCCACCAGCUAAAGUUUUGUGGUAUAUCCCAAUUGUUCUAAGAUUUAAGCGUUUGUUUUCAAAUCCAAGUGACGCGAAAAACUUAACAUGGCAUGUAGAUAAAAGAAUAUCUGAUGGAAAGCUUCGUCACCCUGCGGAUUCUCCUCAAUAG